CGAGGGAAUAUAACCCUCACCAGCCUAAACCUGAAGACAAAAUUUGCAAUAUGAUGUCUUUCCCAUGAUUGAGAAGAAGAAAAUAUCUGGUAUUUUUAUCUACAAUUCAUUGCCAUUAUAUUUUAUUGUAUAUUUGAUUAGAUCCUUGCUGUCAUUGUACUUGGGUGGCUCAAUUGUUAGUAGAUCAAAUGUCGCGUCUCACCAUCACGAUUGCAUUGUCUUCUGCUUUCUUUGCCCUAGCAAUUGUACUCCAUAUUAUUUAUACCUAUGGCCUGUUUGAAAUAUAUGCUUUGAGCUCUAAAUUUCCCAAAGGGAACCUUCACGAGCUUCAGAGCGAACUAAAGCAAUUGCAUGAUGACUCGUUAAUUACACCAAAGAAUGAAGCCACGCAUCUCCUCGGUGUGGGAAAAGCUGAUAUUACUGGCCCGGUCGUGGAGAUUAAUAUGAUGGGAUAUGCUGACCCUAAGCAAGUGGGCACGGGGCUACGACAGAGGCUGUAUUCCAGAGCUUUCAUAGUCGGAGAGAUGAAUAAUACGUCUAACCGAUUUGUAUACCUUGUACUUGAUACGCAGUCUGGAGAUACUGCGGUACGAUAUGGCAUCUUGGAAGGAUUAGCAAACCUCGGGCCUCAGUAUGCCAUGUAUGGACACAACAACGUAGCGGUUACCGGAACCCAUUCUCAUUCUGGCCCUGGGGCAUGGUUAAAUUAUCUUUUACCUCAAAUCACGAGCAAGGGCUUUGAUAAGCAGAGCUACCAAGCAAUUGUUGAUGGAGCUUUGCUUUCCAUCCGAAAAGCCCAUGAGAGACUGACCCUCGGCCAUCUCUCCGUCGGGAGCAUUGAUAUUCUCGAUGCCAACAUAAAUCGAAGCCCAUAUGCAUAUCUCUCCAAUCCAAAGGAUGAGCGCAACCGCUACAAACAUGACGUUGACAAGGCGUUGACGCUACUCAAAUUCCAACGAGCGUCAGAUGACAAGACCAUGGGCGUCCUCACGUGGUUUCCCGUCCAUGGAACGGCGAUGCUUGGCAACAAUACUCUUAUUUCCGGCGAUAACAAGGGAGUGGCAGCAUACCUAUUCGAAAAGGACAUGCAUAAUUCAAGCGAUGCCUCAGAGGAAUUUGUUGCUGGCUUUUCGCAGGCCAACGUUGGUGACACUUCGCCAAAUGUUAAUGGAGCAUUCUGUGAAGAUGGGUCUGGGCUACCAUGUGACUUUCAAGACAGUACGUGUGGAGGGAAAAAUGGUGCAUGUCACGGGAGAGGCCCAUUCUUUGGCGAAAAUGACGGCGGUACGAAAAGCUGUUUUGAGAUUGGCAAGAGACAGUUUCUUGGAGCAAAGAAGCUCUAUGAUGAUCCACAUGCCUUUACAGCCAUUCAUACAGGCACCGUUAGAUCACUACACUCCUUUGCCAACUUCUCCAGUUUUAGCUUUUCCCAUCCCAACGGUAGUAUCGUCUCUACAUGUCCCGCGGCACUAGGGUACUCAUUUGCAGCCGGGACCACUGAUGGGCCUGGCGCAUUCGACUUUAAGCAAAACAACUCGGACGCGCCGAAUGCCAAUCCAUUGUGGGCUGUAGUCCGCAACUCAAUUCACGAACCCAGCGAGGCUCAAGUCCAAUGUCACGACCGCAAGCCAAUUCUUCUCGACGUUGGCGAGACAACAGAACCGUAUCUGUGGACGCCAAAUGUAGUCGACAUUCAACUUUUCCGUGUCGGCCAACUCAUCAUUAUCGUCAGCCCAGGUGAAGCGAGUACCAUGGCGGGGCGCCGGUGGAGAGAAGCUCUGGCCCAUGAAUCUGCUGCGUUGCGUCUUACUGAUAACGACGGCAUCACCGAUGCACAGUCAAGCUCAGAGGAACUCGACUCAUCAGCCAGCAACAUGCUCGUCGUCCUUGGUGGCCCGGCAAAUAGUUAUGCGCACUACAUCACUACCGAAGAAGAGUACGGCGUACAGCGGUACGAAGGCGCAUCAACGCUCUACGGCCCGCAUACUCUUAAUGCAUAUAUUAACCUUACUCUCUCCUACCUGCCUUAUCUCGAUGCCUCGGCAACGGGCCAUCCAGGCCAGGGCCCGAGUCCGCCAAACCACGUUAAUAAAUCACUGAGUUUUAUACCCGGCGUAGUAUACGAUCGUGCGCCGCUGUUCAAGUCGUUUGGGCAGGUCCUGAACGAUGUGGACUCCAAGGUGUACCGAGCCGGGGAUUCAGUCAGCGCCUCAUUUGUAGGUGCGAAUCCGCGAAAUAACCUCCGUUUGGAGAACACAUAUGUUGCGGUUGAGCGAAAGAUACCUACUGCCGCAGGCACACAGGAAUCGGAUGCAUCUGGCGAGACAAAGACGGGCAGCACUGUCCAGCCUGGCCCUCAUAGUGGCGGAGCUGGAGAUCCAAAUGAUGAGAUUCGCAAGCCACGACGGAAUAGAUAUAUCGACCACAAUUGGGUCACUGUGCGAGACGACGCAGAUUGGUCCCUCGUGUUUGAAUGGCAAAGAAAAAACACUGUCCUGGGAACCAGUGAAGCCGUUGCAACUUGGGAGAUUGAGGAUGAUACACCUGCUGGUACGUAUCGCCUGCAUUAUUACGGCGAUGCAAAAUCGCCCGUAUCGGGAACAAUUACGCCAUUUGAUGGCGUGAGCGGGGAAUUUCAUGUACAGUGAUUAUGUUCUGGCACUCUUGUAUAUAUAUGCAUUAUAAAUGACAACUUACGUUGGAUUUUCUGACU
This is a messenger RNA of Xylona heveae TC161, 2713 nucleotides long. RefSeq names its product Neutral/alkaline nonlysosomal ceramidase. Gene Ontology annotation, cellular component: extracellular region. Gene Ontology annotation, biological process: ceramide catabolic process; long-chain fatty acid biosynthetic process; sphingosine biosynthetic process. The transcript has 4 exons. Gene Ontology annotation, molecular function: N-acylsphingosine amidohydrolase activity. The record is from RefSeq and is a predicted model, not a curated record. Bases 189 to 2648 code for a protein of 819 amino acids. Lineage: Eukaryota; Fungi; Ascomycota; Xylonomycetes; Xylonales; Xylonaceae.